UUUGGAAAGGAGCAGCUGGGACCAAUGACGAGACAGAGCUGGGUGUCACAUGAGGCAGCAGCCAAUGGGAGGGAGAGCAGGCAGCCGGGAGAUUUGGGCUCGGUACGGCUGUUUGUCCGGGCAAUCAAUCGUUCCUAGAGAGGGCGGGAUCUCUUUGUAUGCUGCAGGAAGUACUGAUCCAUUGUAUACACAUGGACUCUUUAGGGGAGUGAGGCGGGGUGUUAUCUCCCAUAGCAACCAGCAGAUUUGGGUCCUGCUGUGAACAGUUGGCUGUCGCCCUCCUGCAGCCAUUGGAUAUCGGAUAUUUGGUUGCUCCUGUGUAUGGCCCGUCCUCUGCACCAUCUCAUCAUGUGGUUCCCACCUGGCCAGGAUCUGACUGCUCAUGCCUGCCAAGAAGCGGACUGCUUGUAACCCGCGGAAAGGACGCCUCACCUUUCUGGAGAGCCCCCAGAAGGGUUCCAUUCAUGAGUAUGGCACGGCUCCACCCAAGGCAGAAAACCCCAUAUGUGUGCCCACCAAGCCCCUGGAUGACAUCGCAUCCACUUCUUGGGUGUCUCCACAAUUUGAUCAGACUGUAGAACUGCAUUUCCCAGCACGACGUCGCCUCCGCCACACAUCCUCCAACACCACUAUACAGAGUCGCCCUGGAGACACGAGUCGGAAUGCACUCAGAGCGGCAACAAGGAAACAGAGUGUCUGUAAAUUUCCUUUGUUAUCGUUUACCAGUCAGAACUCGACUAGUGUAAUACAAACUCAGUCAUUCUGUGCCAGGAGGAGGCCCAAGCAAAAGCUGGUUUUGCAAACCCCCAUGCCAGAAUCCCCUCAACGUUCAUGUGAUAACACUGCAAGCCCACCAGAUAUAAGGACUCCAGAUGCAAGUCCGGCACAAACGACAACGCUGGCGCCUGCCACAGCUGGCUUGCCAACACCAGUCUCCAGGAGAGACACCACACAGGACGUAGCCAACACCCCCCAGGGGAGCAGGCAGGUGCUGGCAGAGGAUACCCCAGAGCAUGAGUACGGGGUCCGUGUAACGUGGAGGAGACGACAGGGACUAAAGAAAUACUUAGAAUCGAGGGGCAGGCUACAAAGUAGCCAGGUCCAGGUGAAGUUGUAAGAUUCAAACCUUUGUAAAUAGAAUUUACGAUCUCCUGGUGAUGAAAUAGAAAUGACUAGGAAUACUAAUGUUAACAAAAAAUUAUAUUAAAUUUACAAAAGCACUUGAUUUCUAAACUA
Molecule: messenger RNA, 1236 nt
Organism: Rana temporaria (common frog)
Lineage: Eukaryota; Metazoa; Chordata; Amphibia; Anura; Ranidae
Gene: RHNO1
Product: RAD9-HUS1-RAD1 interacting nuclear orphan 1
Exons: 3
Coding region: 383-1117 (244 amino acids)
Biological process (GO): cellular response to ionizing radiation; recombinational repair; DNA damage checkpoint signaling
Cellular component (GO): nucleus; chromosome
Source: RefSeq, a predicted model, not a curated record